AGCUCGGGGACCCGCAGACAUGGGAUCCCCGUGGAAAUGGUGGGCCCUGUGGGCCGGAGCAACCCUCCUGUGGGCUCUGCUCACCCCAGCAGAGGCAUCCUGCCAAGGCAUUCAGUGUGCAUCUGGGCAGCGCUGCCAGAUGGUGAGUGGGAAGGCCAGGUGUGUGGCAGAGUCCACAGCUGUCUGCCGUGCCCAGGGUGAUCCCCACUAUACCACCUUCGAUGGCCGUCGGUAUGACAUGAUGGGCACUUGUUCCUACACCAUGGCUGAACUGUGUGGAUCAGAUGAGACCCUGCCAGCCUUCAGUGUGGAAGCCAAAAAUGAACAUCGGGGCAGCCGCCAAGUCUCCUAUGUGGGCUUGGUCACAGUCUAUGCCUACAGCCAUUCUGUGUCGCUGGUUCGUGGGGAAAUUGGCUUCGUUCGGAUCGACAAUCAGCGCUCCCGCCUCCCUGCCUCUCUGAGUGAGGGUCGCCUACGUGUGCACAAAAGUGGAACACGAGGUGUGAUAGAGAUGGACUUUGGGCUGGUGGUCACCUAUGACUGGGAUGGCCAACUGACCCUGAGCCUGCCCAAGCGCUUCCAAGACCAAGUGUGCGGGCUGUGCGGCAACUAUAAUGGAGACCCUGCCGAUGACUUCCUCACGCCUGACUUGGACCAGGCUCCCGAUGCCUUGGAAUUUGCAAAUAGCUGGAAGCUGGAUGAUGGGGACUACCUGUGUGAUGAUGGCUGCCACAACUCUUGUCCCUCCUGCACCCCAGGGCAGACCCAACACUACAAGGGAGACCGUCUCUGUGGCAUGCUAACUCUGUCCACAGGCCCCUUCUCUGCCUGCCAUGAAUUCCUGGACCCCAAGCCUUUCCUAGAUGAUUGUGUGUUUGACCUGUGUGUCACUGGAGGGGAGCGACUCAGCCUGUGCCGGAGCCUUAGCGCCUAUGCCCAGGCCUGUGUAGAACUGGGUGUCACCCUUGAGAACUGGAGAUUACCAGCCAGCUGCCCCAUGUCCUGUCCAGCCAACAGCUGCUAUGAUCCUUGCAGCCCUGCCUGCCCGCCUUCCUGCAACUCAGAAGCUGUGCCGACCAACUGCUCUUCUCGCCCUUGCGUGGAGGGCUGCGUGUGCCUUCCAGGCUUCGUGGCCAGUGGUGGUGAUUGUGUGCCUGUCUCAUCCUGUGGGUGCAUCUACCAGGGUCGCCUGCUGGCCCCGGGUCAGGAAGUGUUUGAUGAUGACCGAUGCCGCCGCCGCUGCACCUGUGAUGGAGCCACUCAGAAGGUGACCUGCAGGGACACAACAGGAUGCCCUAGUGGUGAGCGCUGCAAUGUGCAGAAUGGCCUCCUGGGUUGCUACCCAGACAAUUUCGCCAGCUGCCAGGCAUCUGGAGACCCGCACUAUGUGAGCUUCGAUGGAAAGCGCUUUGACUUUAUGGGUACCUGCACAUACCUGCUGGUGGGCUCAUGCGGCCAGAACGCUGCGCUGCCUGCCUUUAAGGUGCUGGUGGAAAAUGAACACCGAGGCAGUCAGACCGUGAGCUACACAAGAGCUGUGCGUGUGGUGGCCCAUGGGGUAGAAGUGGCUGUGCGAAGGGAGAAUCCUGGAAGAGUGCUGAUAGAUGGCGUCCUUCAGUACCUGCCCUUCCAGGCUGCAGGUGGGAAGAUUCAGGUGUACCGCCAGGGCAAUGAUGCUAUCGUGAGCAUAGACUUUGGCUUGACUGUUACCUACAAUUGGGAUGCUCACGUGACUGCCAAGGUGCCCAGCAGCUAUGCUAAAGAUGUGUGUGGGCUCUGUGGGAACUUCAAUGGGAACCCAGAUGACGACCUGGCUCUGAAGGGUGGAGGCCAAGCUUCCAAUGUAUUGGACUUUGGGAACAGCUGGCAAGAAGAGAUAAUACCUGGGUGUGGAGCAACUGAACCUGGUGACUGUCCCCAAUUGGACUCCCUUGUGACCCAGCAAAUUCAAGACAAAAAGGAGUGUGGAAUCCUUGCUGAUCCCGAGGGUCCAUUCCGGGAGUGUCACAAGUUGCUGAACCCCCAGGGUGCCAUACGUGACUGUGUCUAUGACCUCUGCCUGCUGCCUGGUCAGUCUGGGCCACUGUGUGAUGCAUUGGCAGCCUAUGCUGCUGCAUGCCAGGCUGCCGGGGGCACUGUGCAUCCCUGGAGGAGCGAGGAACUUUGCCCACUGACCUGCCCACCUAACAGCCACUAUGAGCAAUGUUCCUACGGAUGCCCACUGUCCUGUGGAGACCUGCCAGUGCAGGGAGGCUGUGGCUCAGAAUGCCGAGAGGGCUGUGUUUGUAAUGAGGGCUUUGCCCUCAGUGGUGAGUCUUGUGUGCCUUUGGCCUCCUGCGGCUGUGUACACGAGGGCGCCUAUCACGCACCAGGAGAAACCUUCUAUCCUGGACCUGGAUGCGAUUCUCUUUGCCACUGUGAGGAAGGUGGCCUGGUUUCCUGCGAGCCCUCAUCUUGCGGCCCACAGGAGGCCUGCCAACCAUCCAAUGGAGUCCUGGGGUGUGUGGCUGUGGGCACUACUACCUGCCAGGCAUCAGGAGACCCUCAUUACGUCACCUUUGACGGCCGCCGCUUUGACUUCAUGGGCACCUGUGUGUAUGUGCUAGCGCAAACCUGUGGAAACCGGCCUGGUCUACACCAGUUCACUGUCCUGCAGGAGAAUGAGGCCUGGGGUAAUGGGAAAGUCAGUGUGACCAAGGUGAUCACCGUCCUGGUGGCCAACUACACCCUGCGCCUGGAGCAGAGUCAGUGGAAGGUCAAGGUGAACGGUGUGGACACGAAGCUGCCUGUGAUGCUGGAUGGAGGCAAGAUCCGAGUCUCCCAGCACGGGUCCGACGUCGUGAUUGAAACCGACUUUGGCCUGCGUGUGGCCUAUGACCUUGUGUACUAUGUUCGGGUAACCAUCCCAGGCAACUACUACAAGCAGAUGUGUGGUCUGUGCGGGGAUUACAACGGGGACCCCAAGGACGACUUCCAGAAGCCCGACGGCUCUCAGACAACAGACCCCAGUGACUUUGGUAACUCCUGGGAGGAAGCUGUGCCCGACUCCCCCUGCGCACCAGUGCCUCCCUGCACAGGAGAUGACUGUGACACCGAGUGCAGCCCCGAGCUGCAGGACAAAUAUCAUGGGGAGCAGUUCUGCGGGCUGCUCACCAGCCCCACAGGGCCACUGGCUGCCUGCCACAAGCUGCUAGACCCCCAGGGUCCCUUACAAGACUGUGUCUUUGAUCUCUGCCUGGGUGGCGGAAACCAGAGCAUUCUCUGUAACAUCAUCCAUGCCUACGUGAGCGCCUGCCAGGCGGCUGGGGGGCAAGUGGAGCCAUGGAGGACGGAAACUUUCUGUCCAAUGGAGUGCCCCCCUCACAGCCACUAUGAGGUCUGUGCAGACACUUGCUCCCUGGGCUGCUGGGCUCUGAAUACACCCCAGCAGUGCCCAGAAGGGUGUGCUGAGGGCUGUGAAUGUGACUCUGGCUUCCUGUACAACGGCAAAGCCUGCGUGCCCAUCGAGCAAUGUGGCUGCUACCACAAUGGGGUCUACUAUGAGCCAGAGGAGUCAGUUCUCAUUGAAAACUGCCAGCAGCAUUGUGUGUGCCAACCAGGCAAAGGCAUGAUGUGCCAGGAUCAUAGCUGCAAACCAGGACAGGUGUGCGAGCCCUCAGGAGGCGUCCUGACCUGCGUCACCAAAGACCCAUGCCAUGGUAUCACCUGCCGACCACAGGAGACCUGCAAAGUUCAAGGUGGUGAGGGUGUGUGUGUGCCCAACUAUAAUUCCACGUGUUGGCUGUGGGGUGACCCUCACUACAACUCCUUCGAUGGCUGGAGCUUUGACUUCCAGGGCACCUGCAACUACCUGCUGGCAGGAACGCUCUGUCCUGGGGUCAAUGCCGAGGGCCUGACUCCCUUCACUGUCACAACCAAGAAUGAGAACCGGGGUAGCCCCGCUGUGUCCUACGUGAGACAGGUCACUGUGACCACUCUCAACACCAACAUUUCCAUCCACAAGAAUGAGAUCGGCAAAGUCCGGGUGAAUGGAGUUCUCAUGGCCUUGCCUGUGUACUUGGCUGGUGGGCGGAUUUCAGUGAUUAAUGGAGGCUCAAAGGCUGUGCUGGAGACUGACUUUGGGCUUCAGGUCACCUACGACUGGAACUGGAGAGUAGAUGUCACGCUGCCCAGCAGCUACCAUGGUGCAGUGUGUGGGCUCUGUGGAAACAUGGACAAAAACCAUCAAAAUGACCAAGUCUUCCCUAAUGGCACAAUGGCACCCUCAAUACCUACCUGGGGUGGCAGCUGGCAAGUUCCAGGGUGGGACCCUCUUUGUUGGCAUGAAUGUCAAGGGUCCUGUCCCACAUGCCCAGAGGACCGAGUGGAGGAGUAUGAGGGUCCUGGCUUCUGUGGACCUCUGGCUCCUGGUACAGGGAGUCCUUUCACCAGCUGCCAUGCCCAUGUGCCUCCUGAAAGCUUCUUCAAGGGCUGUGUGCUGGACGUCUGCCUGGGUGGGGGCAGCAAAGACAUACUGUGCCAGGCACUGGCUGCCUAUGCUGCUGCCUGUCAAGCUGCUGGCAUCAAAAUCGAGGACUGGAGGACUCAGGCCGGUUGUGAGAUCACCUGCCCUGACAACAGCCACUAUGAGCUCUGUGGCCCACCCUGCCCAGCCAGCUGCCCACCCCCUGCACGACACACAGCCCCAACUGUAUGUGACGGGCCCUGUGUGGAGGGAUGCCAGUGUGACGAGGGCUUCGUCCUGAGUGCUGAUCAGUGUGUUCCCCUGGAUGGUGGCUGUGGCUGCUGGGUCAAUGGCACAUACUAUGAAGCAGGCACCGAGUUUUGGGCUGAUACCACCUGCUCUAAGAGGUGUCAUUGUGGACCUGGAGGUGACUCCUUGGUCUGCAAGCCUGCCAGCUGUGGGCUGGGUGAGGAGUGUGCCUUGUUGCCCUCUGGAGAGAUCGGCUGCCAACCUACAAGCAUAACUGAAUGCCAAGCCUGGGGUGAUCCCCAUUACACCACCCUAGAUGGGCACCGGUUUGACUUCCAAGGCACCUGCGAGUACCUGCUGAGUGCACCCUGCCAUGAGCCACCCACAGGGACUGAAUACUUCAAUGUCACCGUGGCUAAUGAGCACAGGGGCAGCCAGGCUGUCAGCUACACACGAAGUGUCACUCUGCAGAUCUAUGGCCUCAGCUUGACCCUCAGUGCCCAAUGGCCCAGGAAGCUACAGGUGAACGGAGAGUUCGUGGCUCUGCCCUUCCAUCUGGACCAGAAACUCAGUGUUUACAUAAGUGGAGCAGAUGUAGUAGUGAACACUGCUUCGGGGGUCUCCCUGGCUUUUGACGGAGACAGUUUCGUGCGCCUGCGCGUGCCCGCUGCCUAUGCUGGCACCCUCUGUGGCCUGUGCGGCAACUACAACAAGAAUCCCAACGAUGACCUGACUGCAGUGGGCGGGAAACCUGAGGGCUGGAAAGUGGGCGGAGCUCCAGGCUGUGACCAAUGCGAGCCUGAGCCUUGCCCAAAACCCUGCACACCUGAGGAACAAGAACCCUUCCGCGGUCCCGACGCCUGCGGCAUUAUCACGGCCCCCGAAGGCCCACUAGCGCCCUGCCACAGCCUUGUGCCACCCACGCAGUACUUCGAGGCUUGCUUGCUGGACGCCUGUCAGGUUCAGGGACAUCCAGGUGGCCUCUGUCCUGCUAUAGCCACCUAUGUGGCAGCAUGUCAAGCUGCUGGGGCCCAACUUGGAGAAUGGAGAAAGCCAGACUUCUGUCCCCUCCAGUGCCCUGCCCACAGCCACUACCAGCUCUGUGGUGACUCCUGCCCUGUGAGUUGCCCGAGCCUCUCCGCCCCUGUGGGCUGUGAAACCAUCUGCCGUGAGGGCUGUGUCUGUGAUGCUGGCUUCGUGCUCAGUGGUGACACCUGUGUCCCUGUGGGCCAGUGUGGCUGCCUCUACCAAGGGCGCUACUAUGUGUUAGGUGCCACCUUCUACCCAGGCCCUGAGUGUGAGCGGCUCUGUGAGUGCGGGCCUGAUGGCCAGGUCACCUGCCAGGAAGGGGCAGACUGUGAGCCCUAUGAGGAGUGCCGGAUAGAGAAUGGCGUUCAGGCCUGUCAUCCCACUGGCUGUGGCCACUGUCUGGCCAACGGAGGCCUCCAUUAUGUCACUCUUGAUGGACGGGUGUAUGAUCUUCAUGGCUCCUGCUCCUAUGUCCUGGCCAGCGUCUGUCACCCAAAACCUGGAGAUGAGGAGUUCUCCAUUGUGCUCGAAAAGAACUCAGCUGGAGAUCCCCAGCGUGUGGUGGUGACCGUGGCAGGCCAGGUUGUGGGCCUGGCUCGAGGGCCACAGGUGACUGUGGAUGGUGAAGUCGUGACCCUGCCUGUGGCCACAGGCCACGUGAGUGUGACAGCCGAAGGCAGAAACAUAGUUCUGCAGACAAACAAGGGAAUGAAGGUUCUCUUCGAUGGCGAUGCCCACAUCCUCAUGUCCAUCCCGAGUUCCUUCCGUGGACGUCUCUGUGGCCUCUGUGGGAAUUUCAAUGGGAACUGGAGUGACGACUUUGUGCUGCCUAGUGGAGCAGUGGCCCCCAACGUGGAGGCCUUUGGAACCGCAUGGCGAGCUCCCGGCUCCUCCUUGGGCUGUGGUGAAGGCUGCGGGCCCCAAGGCUGCCCAGUGUGCUUGGCAGAGGAGACACAAGCAUAUGAGAAAAAUGAUGCCUGUGGGAAGAUCCGGGACCCCCACGGCCCCUUUGCAGCUUGCCACAAGGUUCUGAGCCCCUUGGAAUACUUCCGCCAAUGUGUGUAUGACAUGUGUGCCCAUAAGGGUGACAAAGCCUAUCUCUGCCGUAGCCUGGCUGCUUAUACUGCAGCCUGUCAGGCAGCUGGGGCAGCAGUGAAGCCCUGGAGGACAGACAGCGUCUGCCCUCUCCAGUGUCCUGCCCACAGCCACUACUCCAUCUGCACCCGCUCCUGCCAGGGCUCCUGUGCUGCUCUCUCUGGCCUCACUGGCUGCACCACCCGCUGCUUUGAAGGGUGUGAGUGCGAUGACCACUUCCUGCUCUCCCACGGUGUGUGCAUUCCUGCCCAGGACUGCGGCUGUGUCCAUAACGGCCAAUAUAUGCCGGUGAACUCUUCCCUGAUGUCCUCAGACUGCAGCGAGCGCUGUUUCUGCUCCCCAAACAACGGUCUGACAUGCCAUGAAGCUGGCUGCCCAUCUGGCCAUGUCUGUGAGAUCCAGGCUGGAGUCCGAGAGUGCCAGGCUGCCCGUGGCCUCUGCUCCAUCUCUGUUGGAGCCAACCUAACUACCUUUGAUGGAGCUCACAAUGCCAUCAGCUCCCCUGGUGUCUAUGAGCUUUCUUCUCGAUGCCCGGGACUCCAAAAGAAUGUGCCCUGGUACCGAGUGCUUGCUGAUGUCCAGCCUUGCCACAACAAUGACAAGAUCGUGAGCAAGGUCCACAUCUUCUUCCAGGAUGGCCUGGUGACUGUGAUCCCAAGCAAGGGUGCAUGGGUGAAUGGUCUCCGCGUGGAUCUCCCAGCUACUGUGUUAACAUCUGUGUCUGUGAGGAGGAUGCCCGACGGCUCCAUGCUUGUCCACCAGAAGGCUGGGGUCACGGUGUGGCUUGGAAAAGAUGGGCUUCUGGAUGUGAUGGUUGGUGAUGACCUUGCAGCCAUGCUGUGUGGGGCCUGUGGAAACUUUGAUGGGGACCAAACCAACGACGCAUAUGGUUCUCAGGGGAAGACACCGAUAGAGAAGUGGAGAGCACAGGACUUCUCCCCAUGUUCCAACUGAUCAGUCACCACUGGCACUGAAGGCAUCAAGACCUGCUCCCUCCCAGAAGUUACAGUGAUUGGAAGAUGCCCUGUGUGUCCCUUCCCUGUCCCUCCCCCUUUGCUGAGCCACUGAGGCCAAACCUGAAAGCAUUGAGUAAAUAAAUACCUAGACACAGAG
Mus musculus (house mouse) is the source of this 7930-nucleotide messenger RNA. RefSeq names its product Fc fragment of IgG binding protein (gene Fcgbp). NCBI's taxonomy places the organism in Eukaryota, Metazoa, Chordata, Mammalia, Rodentia, Muridae. Gene Ontology annotation, cellular component: extracellular region; mucus layer. The coding region runs from base 20 to 7771 and encodes 2583 amino acids. The record is from RefSeq and is marked validated. The transcript has 20 exons.